Messenger RNA from Aureobasidium pullulans EXF-150, 5811 nucleotides. RefSeq lists its product as uncharacterized. The coding region runs from base 1 to 5811 and encodes 1936 amino acids. Gene Ontology annotation, cellular component: cytoplasm; nucleus. Gene Ontology annotation, molecular function: protein serine/threonine kinase activity; ATP binding. Gene Ontology annotation, biological process: phosphorelay signal transduction system; peptidyl-serine phosphorylation. The transcript is spliced from 2 exons. The record is from RefSeq and is a predicted model, not a curated record. Lineage: Eukaryota; Fungi; Ascomycota; Dothideomycetes; Dothideales; Saccotheciaceae.
AUGGCCGAUUCGCCAAACCCUGCAAUGCUGGCUCCCCCGGCCGUCAUGGCUUUGAAAGAGGAGGCCGUUGGAACAAAGGACACUGGGUACAGAGGUACAAUGGAGAGAACAGUCAGCAUGGACAUCAGAGAGGAACGCGAAGACCUCAAGAGAGCCGCCGAACAGUCUCUCAACGCCAUCAUGGAUCUGAAUCUGGAUGGAUCCAUUCGCUGGGCAAGUCCCUCAUGGAAGGAACUCAGCGGAGUCGAGCCCGAAUCGAUGGUCGGCAAGACCAUGUCUGAAAUCAUUGUCGACCACAAGAAUAUUUUCACUGACGCAAUUGCCCUUAUGCGCAAGGAUGACACAAAGAGUCGUAUCAUCCGCUUCGCAAUUGCAUACCAACUACCCGUUGGAGGAAGUCCGGAAGUCACCAUCGAGAGCCCCCACGCCGAACCUGUAGCUCUCAACUUCUGCUCUGAAGACCAAGACAAUCACGAGCAUCUUGUGAACCUUGAAGCCCAAGGUAUAAUGGUAUACGAGAGAGCCACCGGAGAAGAGAGUCAUACGAUGUGGAUGGUCAAGCCUGCAAUCCAUCGUGAGAUAACCAUAGACCUCCCUGACGUUCUUGCUGAAUCUCUGGGAAUCGGUGCUCACGUUUUGGCGCAGUACUUAACCCAUUUGGCCGAGAUCGGCAGUGACGACCCAGCUGAUCACCCUCCCCCGCCUCCAGUACUGUGCCGCAUUUGCGAACGUCAGAUCACCCCCUGGUGGUUUGAGAAGCACACCGAGUUAUGCAUGCAGGAGCACAAGGCUGAGAUGGAUGUGCAGAUCUCCCAAGAGAACCUGACCGAGCACCGUGCUGCCAUUGUCAAGGUUUUAGAUGCUUUGGAAGCCCAGACACGCCAUUCUCGCCCUGGAGCAAACGAUUCAGGCUCUCCAUUACCCACUCCACUAUGCGAUUACAAAGGACAUCCCAUUGGUCCUGCUUCCCAGCCUUCUUCUGGCCCAUCAUCUGGCCGUGCAUCACCAGCUGGUCCUCAACUCAAGCCCAGGAGCUCUUCUAGAUCAGGCUUGAAUCAUCAACGAGCUCGCUCCUUUGCUGUUCGGCGUCCAUUGGCUCGGAUCGUUGAGCUAGUUCUGGAUCUCUGCGAUACUGCUCUAGAGAUCAGUCCGCCAGCCGUCAAAGACAAUUCUCAGGAUGGCGAGAUCAGAACCCAGUCUCCUCAAUCUGAAGGUAGAAUAUCACAGGUGUUGCAAUGGCAACCUCCAAACACCAGUACCGUGGACAACGAGCAUGGCCUUGCACUACUUGCCGAAGAUACUUCAGGCUUCUGCAAAGCCAAAGUCGAAGCCAUCUUCCGCCAUCGACGUAUCCUGGAAUACUCCGAACGCCUCCGCAUUGAGUUCCACAUUUUGGUACAAGAAUGCAUUGAUGAGGCUUUGGCUAAAGCUACGCGUAUUGCCAAUGGAGAGAUUAGUGACUCAAGCGAAUCCUCCUCCACUGAUGCGGAGAUCGAGGAGGAAGAUGAUCUUGAGGAUCAAGACAAAUUCAGCAAUAUUGGAGAUGCCAUGUCUGACAUAGACGGACCAAUGCCGCGCUUGCCCGAAGGCAUGCAGGAGGACUUUACGAUCAACCCGUAUGGAUCACCCCUCGCACCAUCACCCAUGACUAUGGCAUUGAGAAAUAUUCCAGAAGCCUCCUCAUACCGACGAGCUUCAUCAACAGGAGGAUCCUCGCGUUCGAACAGCCCCCACGGUGCGAGAACACCACGCUCCUAUGGUAGUGCACUCAGUACUUUGAUUCACCAGAAAAGGGCAUCGAUGCUAGCUCCGGAAAGCGACGCAGGCGCAGAGAGCGAUAGCAGCGUUCGUUCCUCACUGGCAUCUAUGCCUGUACGGACGGACUCGCCAGCUCCCGAGCUAAGCCUCAGCCGGGUCACUAGUACGCGUGAACACAAACGAAGGAGUCUUGUGCUUCCCAGCUUGGCCAACACGAGCAGACAGCAGUCGCCAACCCGAAGCAUUGCACCUUCUUCGCCUUUACGAGUAGCAAAGCCACGGGUACCAAGUGGCGGAGAGCCUGUUCCCUCACCACUUACCUCUCCGAUACUCUCACAUGAUCAUCAUUUCACAUCUCCGAUCAUCCGAGCUCAGUCACUACACCACCACCAUCAUCGCCGUCAAUCUUCUGCGACUCAGUACUCAGAAUCAUAUCGACCUCCGUCUUCGCCAAGAUUGAGUGCUGUAAACAGCAACCCGCAGCCCCGGGCGGUGCAGACAUCCAUCAAGGAUUUCGAGAUCAUCAAGCCUAUCAGCAAAGGUGCUUUUGGCAGUGUCUAUCUGGCCAAGAAGAAGGUCACAGGAGACUAUUACGCCAUCAAAGUGCUUAAAAAGGCCGACAUGGUUGCCAAGAACCAAGUCACCAAUGUCAAAGCCGAAAGAGCAAUCAUGAUGUGGCAGGGUGAGAGUGACUUCGUCGCGAAACUCUACUGGACUUUUGCCAGCAAAGACUACUUGUACCUCGUCAUGGAGUAUCUAAAUGGAGGCGAUUGUGCUUCAUUGGUCAAGACCUUGGGCGGAUUGCCUGAGGACUGGGCAAAGAAGUACCUGGCGGAAGUUGUUUUGGGAGUUCAACACUUACACGACAGGCAGAUUGUGCAUCGUGACUUGAAGCCAGACAACCUGCUCAUCGAUCAGAAAGGCCACUUGAAGCUGACCGACUUUGGCCUCUCCAGAAUGGGACUGAUCGGUCGCCAAAAGAGAAUGCAAAACAGCAAGUCCAGCGAUGCACCCGAUCUGCUCAAGCUGGGAAAGCGCGCGCCAUCAAUCGCAUCAUCUCGCUCUACCUCAUUCGACUUCAAUGGUAGCCAGUCUCCAGCACCGACUCCAGGCCUGACUCCUGCCUUGGCCGGAGAGCUUGGUCAGCCAUCUUACUUCAGCUUGACAAAAGGUGAUUCUCGUGAGCCUUCGAGGCGAACGUCUGGUCAUCGUAGCGACAGCGGGGAAAGCGAUGCCCUGGCCAAUAUGUUCCGUCGCUUUUCUAUCGUUGAUGAACCUUCUAGCUAUCAAAGACGAACCCCGAUCGAAGAGGAAACCGCUAGCGAGGGAGAGUCACCAGAACCUUAUGCAUUGCAACCUGUUAUGAGCCAUAUGAGUGGUCUAGGCACUCCUCCUGGACAAUCCGGCAUGCUGCCCCCACCGAUGGCUUUGUUUGACCCAGACGACAGCUCGCGAAGAUUUGUCGGUACACCAGACUACCUCGCACCGGAGACUAUCAACGGCAGUGGACAAGACGAGAUGAGUGAUUGGUGGUCCUUGGGCUGUAUCCUCUUCGAGUGCCUGUACGGCUACCCGCCUUUCCAUGCCGACUCUCCCGAGCAGGUAUUCCAGAAUAUCUUGGAUCGCAACAUUCACUGGCCUGAUGAUGAGGAUUGUCCCGUGACUCCAGAAGCCAAGGAUCUUAUGAACAGACUCAUGUGCUUGGACCCUAAGGAUAGAUUGGGGUCCAACAAUGACGAGAAGUUCGCCAAUGGUGGAGACGAGAUCAGAGCACACCCAUGGUUUGCGGACGUUGAGUGGGACACGCUUCGGGAAGAGGAGGCGUCUUUCAUCCCCGCACCAGCAAACCCGGAAGACACUGAAUACUUCGACUCCAGAGGAGCGACGUUGCAGAAUUUUAGAGCCGAGUUUGAGGAUCAAGUUUCAUCACCAGCUAACACGCCUGGUGCUGACUAUCCUGAACGGCCACACGAUGCCUUGUCCAGGGUUAGAAACCAGGUCAACUCGAUCAAACGAGGACUCAUGCCGCUACACAUACCUCCCCACGUUAGAGACGGUCGCAGCCGAAGACUCAGCGAGCCAGUUGCCGCGGAUGACUUCGGAAAUUUCCAGUUCAAGAACCUCCCCGUCCUGGAAAAAGCGAACAAAGAUGUUAUCCAGAAGCUACGUGCCGAGGCAAUGCAAGCUCAGAGCAAGAUUGCUCAAGGUCUCAUAUCUCCCUCGCCGGUUGUCGUCUCGCCCUCUGCUUCUGUGGAAUCAAGUCCAGUAGGACCCGCACCGUUGAAGCGCACGCUAUCAUCGAACAAGGGGAACAAUAGACCCGCUUCACCUUCGCUAUUGAGCAAGACCAAUUCAUCACCAAGCAGAGGUUCCCAACCCUCGUCACCAUUGCUGGUAUCCUUUAGUGCGGGUGGCCACCAUGAACGGAGGAAAACUUCAACAUCUUCAUCGUUGGCUCAGCAAAUCAGCAGUCUGCAAACGAGCAGUAAUCUACUGGAUGCUCCUAACUUACCAGCCGGUUUCAAAUCCUUGUCUGCAGCUUCGUCUCCCAUCAAAAUACCGAAGAGCCUGAAUGGCCAACAAAGCUACAUGCCAGAGAAGUCUUCUCUGCCAAACGGAAGACGUAGCAGCAUCUCGUCUCCGCGACAACGCUCACACACGAUAGGAUCUCAAGAUGAUGACAUGCCUCCUGGACCGCUCUCUCAGCACAAGCGGAGAAGUAUGGCAUUCGAUGCCUCGCCAUCCUCUUCGGACAAUGAAGAUCAACGGGCAAAGGCUUUAUUGCGAGUACAGCGCAGGAGACAGAGCACGCGCAGACUUUCUCAAAUCACUUUGGCCGAAGGACCUGCGUUCCGACCACUAGACGUCCUGAUCUGUGAGGAUCACCCCGUGUCACGACUCGUGAUGGAGCGGCUCCUUGAAAAGCUCCGCUGCCGCACCAUUUCGGUACAGGAUGGUUCUGAAGCGAUGCGUUAUGCUAUGAGUGAAGUCAAGUUCGACAUCAUCAUGAUGGAGUUCAAGUUACCACAAAUCAAUGGAGCAGACGUAGCACGCAUGAUCCGAGACACAAAGAACGCAAACUCGCAUACACCAAUUGUUGCGGUGACUGGGUAUCUCAAGGAUUUGCAAGCACCGCACUACUUUGAUGCACUGAUCGAGAAGCCUCCCGACACAGCCAAGCUGACCGAAGUCAUGAGUCGACUGUGCCAAUGGAAGCCUCCUCCGCCAGGAUGGACACCGGCUCAGCUACCCUUGAUGCCGUCCUCGAGUCUGCGCAGAGAGUCGCCUCUGACCGAAGAAAGCCCGACCACAAGUUCGAUAUCUGGUUAUGGCAUGCUCAGCAACAGCUUCCGGGGAUCAAGCAGAGAAGACUCGAUAGGAUCAAGUUCAAUACCCGAAACGGACAGUCCAUACGACUCAAUACCUGUCAUUAUCAGCAGACAUACCAAUGAUUGGCAAGAAGCAGAUCUUGAACGCCAAUUUGGCGGACUAGGUAUAAGCCCAGAGGAAGUGGUGCAUGCAAGAACGAAACCAUCGCCAGAAAUUAGGAUGCCGGCGUUGACAGAACAGACCUCUGCGCCAGCUAAACUAGAGAGCGGGCGUGAGGUGUCGCCACGGAAACAACCAUCGUCAGAGUCGAUAGAGGCGAGGAAGAAGUCCAUCGAAAUGGGAAGGCACGAGUGUGCCGAAUCUGGAGAUGACGAAGACGAAGAGCUGGGCAACGCUCAGAUCAGAGCACGAUCGCCCAAGUCUAAGACACGAGGAGCAUCAAAGCUAGGAACUGAGAUGUUGCGCACAAACAGCCAGGGGAGCGUGGUGUCGAACGAGGAGGUCAUGGCGACGCAGAACCUCAAAGCGACAGCAUCACUUACAGGAAACGAGGAAGCGGCGAUUGAAGAGGAGGGAGCCACAUUGACUCCGCCAGAAUUUUUCGUGCCGCGAGGUGGUCACAACGUUGUCGACAAGGACAGGACGCCACGGCCGCAUUACACGAGCGACCCCGAUCCUGAUCCGACGCCUCGGGCAUCCACAUCGCCGACGCGGAAAGAAUGA